GUGUAACUACAGUAACUCUGCAGUGCGACGAGUACGGUGUACGCUGUGCUAUUCAUUACUACAUCAACGUCAACAUUACAUUUUUUUUUACCCACACAGACGCACGUAGACCGCGACUCCGACUCGCGAUCGCGAAGUGCACGAGUGCGGCGCUGCCUUCGACAUAACUCAACAUCGACUUCAGUCAGUUCAGUUGGUGGAGGUUCGUCGAUACGCGAAUCCGAUUCCGAACGAAUAUUUCACGUUGUUGUGUCCUCGUCGAACGGACGUUUCGUGCGGCUGUUUAUUUGAAAAUGCUCGUAAAGGGUUGUUUACUCGACGUACUACGACGAUAAUACCUACAGUUUUUCCGGCUUUUCUCUGUUCUCUGUUGUCGCAGUGAUGGUUACUUUUUGGUGAAUUUUCGCGAAACGGUUUUAUCUGCGAAUUUUUUUAUACAUCUGAUUCUGUUUUACUUGCGGACCGGUUCUUGUUGUGAUAGUUUUACUGUUCGUUGUGUUCGUUUGGUUUUUAUACAUUUUUUGCUGUAAUUUUUUUUUCCUUUUCUAUUUCGUGUUUUUAUUAUUGUUAUACUGUGAAGUGCAUCGAACUUUACCUCAACAGGUGGCUGGAACUGUAAACGAGGAUUAUUUUUGUCGGAUUUUAUCUAUUUGAAUUGUGAGUACUGAUUUUGCGGUGUAAAAAUAGCGUAGUUAACUAGUUAUGGACCCAAGUGUCUACCUAUCAGAAUAAAUGUGCUAAGGCAUCAAAUGAUGGUUGCCGGAUUCAUAGUGCGUCAGAAUAGUUCGCCGAUUAACGGCGAAACGGCUUUUUUAAAUUCGAACAUACCGUCGCAGAAUGGCAGCGGAGGCGGCGGCGGCGGCCACGGCCACGGCCAGAACGGGCACGCUCAUACGAACGGUAACUCGCGCACGUCGGCAGAGCACGUGCAGUACUGCGGUCAGGACUCGAGUAACGGUAACAUGGAUCCGUUGUCGCCCAGUCCAUCGUCGCCCAUGUCCGAUAAUAUGCAGAAUUACGAGAUGGGCUCGCAUCUGCCCGGCAGCCGCAAAGACUUAUUCUCGCAGCGCAAACAACGCGAAUUCAUACCGGAUAACAAGAAAGACGAAAGCUACUGGGAUCGCAGACGACGCAACAACGAGGCGGCCAAGAGAUCGCGGGAGAAGCGACGGUUCAACGAUAUGAUCCUCGAGCAGAGGGUGGUCGAGCUGAGCAAAGAGAAUCACAUACUGAAAGCUCAGCUGGCAGCGAUUAAAGAUAAGUUCGGUAUUAACGGUGAGAAUAUAGUCAGCGUCGAACAGGUGAUGGCGUCGUUGCCGUCCAACGAACAAGUGCUCAGUAUUACUAAACGUACGAAACUUUCGAAUCCGUCUCCGCUCAUGUACUCGCCCAGUCCGAGUCCGAUACCGACAUCUGUGAUACAUCAAGCUCCGGUCCACGCCAAUGGCGGCAAUUCGGUCAUGUCUUCGCCCAGCCACACUUCGAUGUACUCGCAAAAUUCCGCAAACCAUAACGAAAACCACCACCAUCAUCAUACGUACCCCGAGUCCGAAUCCUACCCUCCGUACAGCUUCGCGCCAGUCUUACCGCCCCUUCAUCCGCCCAUGUUCGAGGCAGCCAGCAACAGCGUGCUGAACCUGAGUCGUUCCCGCAGCAGCGGACCGCCAUCGCCGUACGAGCUAUCCGGCGCUAGCAGCGACGAAAACUCGGCUCCUAUAUCGUUAACCUUAUCCUCGUCCACCAUGGCAGCGGCCAAUAAUUCGCUUCCUCAUAAGUUACGCCAUAAGAGUCAUCUGGGCGAUAAAGACGUCGCUGCGACUGCUCUACUCUCGCUGCAGGCCAUCAAACAGGAACCGGUGUCGUCCAGGGGAAGUCCGCCAUGGGACGCCGAAGGCAGCAGCGACGAAAGAGACUCCGGUAUCUCGUUGGGGCUCGACUGGAGCGUCAAAACCAAAGCUUCCAAGAAUGUUACUAAACCACCUACGUCUCCUCCGAACGUGCACGAUAUCGAGAGCUUAGACGAGGUCCACCUUAAAUCCACCGUCGCUCGAUUAGCUUCCGAAGUCGCCUCUAUCAAGAGUAUAUUGUCUUCCAGGGAGUGAAUCGGUGAUUUUAACAGUAUAACCUUAUUAUUAUUAUAAUGUCUUUCCUUUUCGUUGUUUUUGUGUCUCUUUUCUCGUACUUUCGUUUUUAUUAUUUUGAUUAUGUUUCUCCUCAUCUUUAUUUCCCUCGUGUGUUUUUACUAUUUCCCCCCUACCCCCUUGUGUUAAUUUAUUCAUUUUUUGUUUGUUUGUUUCUUUCGUUUUUCUUCCUCUGUCCUCUUCCUCUCUCUAUAAUCUUUUUUUUCGUACCUAUGAUACUAUUUUUUUUCUGUAUUUGUGUUGAAAUAUUAUUUUUUUGGUGCCGACUGGUACUCGAUUACCGGGUGCUUUGACUAUUAUCGUGAUAUAUUGUUGCAAAUUAAUUUAUUCUUUUUUUUCUCUCCUAUGUUUUAAGAAAUUGAAUUGAUGUAAUUUUAUAUUUUAUUUUAUACACCGAUCACAUCUUUUUACUUUUGUGUUUUGAUAAACUACCUACCUAUAAUAAGUGCUUCGUGAUAAAAUAAUUACUCUAUUGUCAUACUAGGUGCCUUCACUUUAUCGAUUAUUUUGAUUUGCGAAAGUAAAUUCUUAUCGAGGACGUGUAUAUUAAGCUAAGGAUAUGUUCGAAAAAUGAUUUUUUUUUGGGUCGAAAUUUGGCCUUUGAUUGUAAUGUUUCUAAUUGACGUGAUUCAUUUUUCAAUUUGUAGUAAAAUUAUCAAAUUUUUAUUUAUUAUAAUUUGAGUAACCAAAAUUGAUUUCUAAAUACUGGAAAUUACCAAAAACUUGGUAGAAUUUUGAUUUCAUAGUUUUAUCUAUUUUCAUUAAUCGUUGAGUAGAAAAAUUUUCAAAAAUUUCAGAAAUGAUCAAAAUUACCAAAAGUUAUUAAAAAUUGUCUAUUUAUUUUGAAAUUGGGCAAUCAUUUAUAGUAAUUUACCAUUUGUCAGAAAAUUACAGUAAUUUGCCUUUCUUUGAGUAAAUCACAUUUUGUGUAAAUUACCGUAAAUUACCACUUUUUCGGUAAAUUACAGUAAUUUACCGCCUUUUGUGUAAAUGACCGUAAUUUACCGCUUUUUGUGUAAAUUACAGUAAUGUAUGUACCACUUUUUUGGUAAAUUAUAGUAAUUUACCACUUUUUAGGUAAAUUAUGGUAAUUUACCACUUUUUGGGUAAAUUACGGUAAUUUACCACUUUUUGUGUAAAUAACGGUAAUUUACCAUUUUUUGAGGUAAAUUUUGGUCAUUACCCUUUCAUUUGGUAUUUUUGCUAAAAUUAAAUUCUGCAAUUUUGAAUAAAUUUUGAAGAUUCAGAUUCAAACCGAAUUACAAACGUAAUCAGGUACUUUUAACUACGGUAAAUUACCGCUGAAAAAGAUAUAAACAUCAAUUAAAUUGCAGAUGAAUGAAUCACCUUAAUUUUUACGACAUUAUCUAAUAUACCUACCUACGUAAUUGAGGUAAAUAUUCCGAGUUGAGAAGAUUUUCACGAACAUAAUAGAGCUUAGUACGUAUACGCGUUCACGAUGCUUAAACGUGGAUUCAAGCCAAAGCUAAACAAGCUAAUUAAAUUUUUCGCUAUAAAAACAUAACAAUUAGUAGAUUUUGAAGUGUAUAGUUAGUUAUGUAAUUGCGCUGAUCUCAAUGUACGCGUUUUUUCCCCUCUCUCCUAUUUUUUUUUUUUUUUCGAGUACAAAAACACGAGUAAUAAUAAUGAGGUUUAGAUACAUAAGGAGAGAUGGGUGGGUAGUACUUACAGUUUGUAUAGGAUCGUUUGAGCACACGAGAGAAUGUUCUAAACACCAUAUAUUUUCCACACAUGCUGUGUACUUUGUACGGUAAUUGAAAAAUUAUGUAUCACGUGAAACAUUUAUAGAAAGGUUUCGCUAUUGAAACUAGUUUUAACGAUAAGGUCAAAUGGAGCUUGAAUUGUAGCAAUUAAAAAUAGAAGGGAUAAUGAAAAAUUAAUACAGUUUCGCUGUUCUCUCUUCAGAGGAUAAGUUAUAUGUAUGCGUAUGUAUUUUAUCGUUAUAUUGAUUUAUGAUUUUGAUUGCUACCGUAGUAGUACCAUUUGACCCUUGAUCGUUAUACAACCGAAUUAUUGAGUUUAUCAAAAUCUUCAUUUGAGCCGCUCCAAUAAAGCAAUUACGUCACAGCGCGAGUCUCAAAUGUCGAACCGAUGUAAACUUAAUGUGCUUUUGUUAGGCUUUUUUUUUCUUCUUCUUUUGCACGUAUCAAGCAUGUUGUACUUUUAGCACCGGUGCCAUAUAAGUUAUUUGUUGUUGUUGAUGUUGUUAUUGUUGUCAUUGUUGUUGUCGUUUUUGUUUAAGUAGACGAGAGAGAGGUUGGGUGUUGACUCGAAUGUGUGUUUGGUUUUUUUUUUUAGGGUAUACAAAAAGAAUUUCAAAAUGUAACUUUCGUUAUUUUCUAUAAGGUUAACUAGUAUCUCCGUAAUUAAAAAAUAUGAUCAUUUAUUUGUGAUAUUUUAUAUGUUAAACAUAUUGUUUUUAAGAGUGAUUUUUAUAUUUUUAAUACACAUUUUUCAUUUUAUUUUCUCAAAUUUUGGAUUUGAAUGGAAAGUUUUCUUCUUUUUUUUUUUUUUUUUUUGAAAAUAUAGUGCGUGAAUUCAUUACGAUUUUUUUUUUAUUAUUCUUCAUGAUAUUUAUGUUCAUUUUCAUGACAAAUUCGAAUAACGAUCUGAAUGUGGAAAAUUGAUUAGCAAGUGAUGUUUAGAAUUAAUAUCCAAAACUUUCAUUCCUGGACUGUUUUAUAAAGUUUUUCCUGUGAUAUAUUUAUUUAUGUCAGCGUUAUAAUGGUGUGUAAUUUAUAUUGCAUAGAAGUUAAAAAGAAAGUGAUGUGCCAAGAAACAAAUUUGUAUGCUUGUAAACAUACUGUACUAAAAAAGACCUAAAAAAAAAUAUUCGAAAAAAAUGUAUAUUUUAUUGAAAAAAAAAACAUCUUGUAAAUAGUAUAUAAAAAAAUGUGUAUUGUCAUUUUAAUAUAUUUAUUUAUUGUAUGUAAUGAAAGAAAUUAUCAAAGCACUGUUAUUAAUCGUCUUUCUGUUGUAUAUAAAAGUGUUCUCAUUUUGGAAAUAGUGCAAUCAUUACACACUCGUGUAACUUAUAAUUGUUGAUAACUUUUUGUUUUAUUUAUUCAUUUUUAUUUAUACAUACAAAAGAUUCAUAUUGUAUCUAUUCUUUGUUAUAGUAUGCAUACGAGUGUUUCUGCGCUGUUUUAAUAUUUUCGUUUAAGAAUUUUGUUGUACUAUAUAUUUAUGUCUAUGAUGUUGAAAAUAUAAUAUUUUUAAUUAUUUAA
Molecule: messenger RNA, 5389 nt
Organism: Planococcus citri (citrus mealybug)
Lineage: Eukaryota; Metazoa; Arthropoda; Insecta; Hemiptera; Pseudococcidae
Gene: vri
Product: vrille
Exons: 3
Coding region: 750-2102 (450 amino acids)
Biological process (GO): circadian rhythm; regulation of DNA-templated transcription
Cellular component (GO): nucleus
Molecular function (GO): DNA-binding transcription factor activity; DNA binding
Source: RefSeq, a predicted model, not a curated record